UAGAGAAGGGCUGGUGGUGAGUGCUGGGUGAAUAUCCUCUCGCACCGCCUCGCAUACAACGAUGGAUGAUGGUGUGGACUACCUGCGGGACAGUCCAUCAGUAACCCCAUUGUGAACAUGGAGUGUAUUUGUGUCCUGCAAAAAAUAUCGUGUGUCUUCUGAGAAGGUUGAAAACGAUUUUCUCGGCACAUCAUUUGGCUGCUCCGUUCCAGAAUGGAGCAUAUCAGGACGCCCAAGGUCGAAAAUGUAAGACUGUUCGACAGAGUGACCCCCCGGAAGUCAACAGCGGGGACACUGUAUCUUUCAUCCACGCACAGCAUCUUCGUUGAGAACACAGAGGCUCGCAAGGAAACAUGGGUGUUGCACAGUUUGGUAUGCAAUAUCGAGCGCCCACCCACCAACCCUUCUGGCAGUCCGUUGAUCAUUCGUUGCAAGAACUUCCAGGUGUACAAUUUCCUCAUCCCUCAGGAGAAGGACUGUUUGGAUGUGCAGGCUUCUCUGAUGCGGCUGUCCAGACCAGAGAGAUACACUGAGCUGUCGUGCUUCUCCUAUCACCCCAACGUGAACAAAGAGGAGAGGGAGGAGGCCUGGAGCUUCAUAGACCUACGAGCCGAGUAUGGGCGAAUGGGAAUCCCGAGCAACCUCUGGUGUCCAACCCCUGCCAACUGUGAAUACCGGGUUUGUGACACUUAUCCCGCUGACCUGUUUGUGCCAAAGUCGGCCACACCUCCCAUUAUUGUGGGCAGUGCCAAGUUCAGAAGCAGAGGAAGAUUCCCUGUCCUCUCCUACUACCACAGAGAUAACAGUGCCUCCAUCUGUCGCAGUAGUCAGCCUCUGUCUGGCUUCAGUGCUCGCUCCUCAGAAGACGAGCAAAUGAUCCAGGCCAUCAUGAAGUCCAACCCAGCCAGCGAGUUCAUGUAUGUGGUGGACACAAGGCCAAAGCUGAAUGCAAUGGCCAAUCGUGCCGCAGGAAAAGGCUAUGAAAACGAGGAUCACUAUACCAACAUAAAAUUGCAGUUCAUAGGCAUUGAAAACAUCCAUGUCAUGAGAAAUAGCCAACAGAAAAUUGUCGACAUGGGAGAGAUCAGGUCGCCUUCCAUGGGGGAUUUCCUCUGGGGCCUGGAGAACUCUGGUUGGCUCAAGCACAUCAAGGCUGUCCUGGAUGCUGGCAUCUUCAUAGCAAAGGCAAUAUCUGAAGAAGGCGUCAGUGUGCUGGUGCACUGUUCUGAUGGGUGGGAUCGCACUGCACAGGCCUGCUCAGUGGCCAGUCUCCUGCUGGAGCCACACUAUCGCACCCUCAAAGGAUUCAUGGUCCUCAUCGAAAAGGACUGGGUGUCGUUUGGGCACAAGUUUUCUCACAGGUAUGCCCAUUUGGAGGGCGACCCUAAGGAGGUGUCCCCGGUCAUUGACCAGUUCCUGGAGUGCGUGUGGCAGCUGAUGGAGCAGUUCCCCUGUGCCUUUGAGUUCAACGAGCGCUUCCUGAUACAGCUGCACAUGCACGUGCACUCCUGCCAGUAUGGCAACUUCCUGGGCAACUGCCAGAAGGAGAGAAGGGAUCUCAGACUUCGAGAGCGAACCCACUCGGUGUGGCCUGUGCUGUGGGAGCAGCGUGCAGAGUUCCUCAAUCCCCUCUACCGGGACGACCCCACCCAGACCCAGGGGGUGCUGCGCCCCGUCAACUCCCCUUACUGCUUCAAGUUUUGGAAGAGCAUGUAUAACCGGGCGGAGAAGGUGGCCGCGGUGGUGGCGCGCCAGUCGGCGGCCGAGUGUCUGUCCGCGGUGCGCGAGGAGACGCAGCAGCUGGAGGAGGAGCUGACCACCCACCAGGAGAGAAUAGCUUUGCUGACGGGAAGGAAGGUGGAGGUGGUGCUAGUGAAGAAGAUGAGCAGAGCCAGUGACGGCACUCCCAGACGGGCCCCCCCUGCCCCGAACGGAGGGGGGCCAGAGGAGACGGCCGAGAGCCCCCUGGACUACUUCCCCUACGUGGAGGACUCGGGCACGGAGAGCGCAAAGCGCAAAGUUCCACCCCUCUCUCUGCCCCUCGGCCCCGGGACGGCUCCUGGCGUUGGCGAGUACGACGACCUUUCGGCCUGCAGUGACCUUGAGUCCGGCGUAGCUGACCUCAGCAGCCGAUCCUCCAGUGGCGGAGAUGACAACAAGGACCCUGAUUUGUACGAAGCUGCCUAUGCCACUGCCUGAGCACAAAUGCAGGGCAUAGAGGAACUGUUGCAGAGUGGUGGGGAGGGAGGAGGGGAAAGCGGAGGGGAGGGGGUGAUGUGGGGUAAGGUGGAUGUUUUUGUGAGCUCUACAACACCACGGGCUGAGCGGUAUAGGCCUACUAAGACGCUGGUUCAGGAGUAAACCAGGUUAAGUUAAGACAAGAAAUCACCUAAUAGAAGUGCCUGGGGCUUCUUAAGAAAAUUAGGACUCCAGGCUCUUCAAUUAGAUGAUUUACCUCUCAACUUAAUCUGGUUUACUCCUGAACCAGCUUUUUAGUGUAGGCCCCUGAGCUGUAGAAACACUGUUUUAUCGGUACCAUUUCUGUGUGUGUUGUGGUAUCUAUGGGAAUAUACACUGGAUGUGUUUCAGAGCACACAAACACUGAGCCACCACAGAGCUGCUCUACUCUGGGCCUCUGUGGGCCAAUGAACAAAUUGUGGACAAGAUUUUAUUCCUCGACUGAAAAUGUCUUCAUGAAUUAUUUACAAUUAAGGGAAACAACUAUUUAUUGUAUGUGCAAUAUAUCAUGUUUAACUACUGUUUAUGUCACUUGAACAUUUUUUUUUUACUGGUGUAUUUUAUGUUGUGCUGUUGUUAACAGUACAUUUGCUUGUUCUCAAACCAAUGGCGCUAGUUAGUUAGUUUUGUUUCUCAGGUUAGAAAAGCUGCAUCUACCCAUAUCAGUAAUACUUCGCUUAGGAAGUUAAUAGCAGGAGCGUACACACUUCCCAUUCCGAACUCUUGAGUAGAACACACAAAUGUAAGUCAGUUUGCCAGUGAUAGCUAGUGAGAGACUCUUUGACUUCGAAAGUAAUCGGCCGGGUCCAUUUUGCUUUCAAACUGAACACCAACAUACAUUUUAAGAGCACAGUUAUGAUCUCAGAGGUGUGUAGUUUCAGAGGUUUCAAUAUAGCCGAUUGUAAACUUUGGCGAUGGAAAGAUUAUGGAAGUCCUUUUGCCAUCUGGGUGCAGUGUUUAAGUAGCAACUACCCUUAAGAAACAGAUAGUAGAAACAACUUUACUCUUUUAACUCCUUCAUUCAUAGGAUAAUGUAGUUGUAUGUCUGAUACAACUGCCUGCGUGAUUCAGAGGAAAGUAGUUGAAAAACUGAAGUUUACCACCUUUGUGCAACGUGGUGUAUUUACCAUGUGUGUAUGUGAGUAUGUGUAUGUGCUGUGCUUUCUCUGUACUUAUGUGCUUUUCACAUGGGACACAUGGGAACAUUCCCAGGCUCCCCAUUGAAACCUUAAGAGCACCAAAACCCUGUGUCAAUGGAAAGGCAUCUACACCCAAACUGUACCAUUCCCACUAUCCAUCACACUUCUCCAAGCCUAUUUUUCAUGUGUGGUUUACCUUGCUAUUUGUACCCUUAUCAAAUAAAAAAAAUCUUCUCCACAAGUGCA
Molecule: messenger RNA, 3623 nt
Organism: Engraulis encrasicolus (European anchovy)
Lineage: Eukaryota; Metazoa; Chordata; Actinopteri; Clupeiformes; Engraulidae
Gene: mtmr7b
Product: myotubularin related protein 7b
Exons: 14
Coding region: 214-2199 (661 amino acids)
Biological process (GO): phosphatidylinositol dephosphorylation
Cellular component (GO): membrane; cytoplasm
Molecular function (GO): phosphatidylinositol-3-phosphate phosphatase activity; phosphatidylinositol-3,5-bisphosphate phosphatase activity
Source: RefSeq, a predicted model, not a curated record